AUGGAGGAUUCGUCAAACAGACGGGGAUCCAUACUGGCUGGCGCCGCGAGGAGGACCCUAGGCAUCUGCCUGCUGCUCAUUGUAGUGAUUCUGUGGACUGCGUCGAACUUCCUGGCCAGCACUAUCUUUGCCGACGAUACGUAUUCCAAGCCAUUCUUCGUGACAUACCUCAACACGUCGCUUUUCAUCCUUCCUUUCUUCACGAUAGUCUUGAGCCGGCUCUGGGGUCUAUUCCGUGCAGGGAAACUAUACCAGGUCCAGUCCUUCGAGAGUUUGUUGCAGCAGCUUGACUCGCAAUACUCGGAUGCUGAGUCCGAGCGGAUACUCGGCCAUGGAGCGGAUGGGCCUGAAAAUGAAGGUCCAGAAAGAUGGAGCACUGUCAGGUUACCAAAGGAGCAUGAAAACCAGAAACUAGGUCUGAAGGCGACAGCGAAACUGAGUUUCCACUUUUGUUUGUUAUGGUUUACCGCAAACUAUUUCUCAAUGGCCUGUCUCCAGUUUACAACUGUAGGGAGCACAACCAUAUUGACGUCCACUAGUGGUGUAUGGACCCUGAUAUUCGGCGCCAUGAUCGGAGUCGAAAGAUUCACCGUCCGUAAACUUGUCGGCGUUAUCGCGUCCUUAACAGGAAUCUUCCUCAUAUCCCGCGUCGAUUUGUCCUUGGCAGACAACACCUCUCUCCCAUCAAGCGACGGAGGCGGCCGCACAUUUCCUCCCAAAACUCCCGGCGAGAUCGCCCUGGGAGAUGCCAUGGCCGCCUUCAGCGCCAUCAUGUACGGAGUCUACACAAUUGUCCUCAAACGACAAGUCGGCGACGAGUCCCGCGUCAACAUGCAGCUCUUCUUCGGCCUCGUGGGUUUCUUCAACAUGUUCCUGCUCUGGCCGGGCUUCAUUAUUCUGCAUCUUACCGGUGCUGAACCCUUUGCAAUGCCUGACACCAGCCGUGUUUGGAUCAUUAUCCUUGUAAACGCACUCUCUUCCCUCUUAUCAGACAUCUGCUGGGCCUACGCAAUGCUCCUAACCUCCCCACUCGUCGUAACAGUUGGCCUUAGCCUUACGAUUCCACUAUCCCUAGUCGGCCAAAUCUUCCUACAGGGACAAUACGCCACGCCGCUGUAUUGGGUCGGGGCUACAGUUGUGUUCCUGUCGUUCGUGGUUGUCAAUCAUGAAAGCCAGGAGAAUGGAAGUGAGGGUGCUGUCAGGCCGAGAGGGAGGUAUGAUGCUGUUGCUGGGGAUGAGAGAGAGGAUUAG
This is a messenger RNA of Aspergillus calidoustus, 1251 nucleotides long. The record is from the annotation of a GenBank genome assembly. Lineage: Eukaryota; Fungi; Ascomycota; Eurotiomycetes; Eurotiales; Aspergillaceae.